AUGAGCCAUGCUAUCGUAAAGAGAAAACAACUGGAAACUCGCAUUUGUAAUCACCAUCGGAUCUAUUGUUCAGCUUUCAUUAUUUUGUUGAUAGGUAUAAUUCUUAAAGUUUUACCACUCCAUAAUUGUUUCACACUUUUGAUGCUCUCAAGAAGUUGUUCAAGGAUUUUAUCUUUAAACUUAUCAAAGCAAUUUUACAGAACAAUGAAUAGCACCGGUAAAUGGAAUCCGAGUUUGACUUCAGAACAGCUAAGAGUACUACGUGAUAAGGGUACGGAGAGACCAAACACAGGAAAUUACUUGCACAACAAACAAACAGGGAUUUACUCAUGUGCAAAUUGCGAUUUGCCUAUUUAUAAGAGUGAGACGAAGUUCGACUCAGGCUGCGGAUGGCCUGCGUUUUAUGAUGCUAUACCGGGAUCUUUAACUUUUACUCGCGAUGAAUCGUUUGGGAUGGUUCGUAUAGAAAUAUGCUGCAGUAGAUGCGGUGGUCAUAUGGGGCAUGUGUUCGAAGGGGAGGGAUGGCAGAAAAUCUUGAAUUUGCCAACUGACCAAAGACAUUGUGUCAACAGUUGCAGUUUGAACUUCAAGGAAGGUUAG
This is a messenger RNA of Kluyveromyces lactis, 600 nucleotides long. RefSeq names its product peptide-methionine (R)-S-oxide reductase (gene MXR2). Gene Ontology annotation, biological process: protein repair; response to oxidative stress. NCBI's taxonomy places the organism in Eukaryota, Fungi, Ascomycota, Saccharomycetes, Saccharomycetales, Saccharomycetaceae. The record is from RefSeq and is a predicted model, not a curated record. The transcript has a single exon. Gene Ontology annotation, molecular function: peptide-methionine (R)-S-oxide reductase activity. Bases 1 to 600 code for a protein of 199 amino acids.